Cyclopterus lumpus (lumpfish) is the source of this 1187-nucleotide messenger RNA. Its product is annotated as ankyrin repeat domain-containing protein 66. The coding region runs from base 37 to 573 and encodes 178 amino acids. The transcript has 3 exons. NCBI's taxonomy places the organism in Eukaryota, Metazoa, Chordata, Actinopteri, Perciformes, Cyclopteridae. Gene Ontology annotation, molecular function: protein binding. The record is from RefSeq and is a predicted model, not a curated record.
GUCCUUUCGCUGUUGCCAUGCAACCGCGGUGACGCGAUGACAGAGUUGCACCAAGCAGCCGCAGCGGGGGACUUCGCUCGAGUUCAGGAGCUCCUCGGGCAAAAUGAAUGCGAUCCAAACCAGAGGGACGUCGACUGGAGCUGCAAGACGCCGCUUCACUGGGCGGCGGCUCGAGGACAUACCGACACGGCCCGGGUCCUCAUUGAGCAUGGAGCCCGGCCGUGUCUGAGGACGCAGCACGGCUGGACUCCAGCCCACAGCGCUGCCGAGUCCGGCCGGCUAUCAGUGCUGCGGCUGCUGCACGCCCUCCAUGCCCCGAUGGACACGGACGACUGCUGCGGAGACAAACCAGCACGGAUAGCUGAAAUAUAUGGACACGCCGACUGCGUUCUCUUCCUUAAAAAAGCAGAAAUUGAAUGCCAGGCCUACCGCAAAGUGGCAGCCCAGAAAGGGGUUUCAGUGGAUGACACAGAUGAGGAGUGGGCCGAACAAGGAAAGGAGAACGAAGACCAGGCGGUCUCUCAGAGCAACACUCAGACUCACCUUUACUCCACAAAGUGUGUACCAAAGUGACAUCCUUGUAGCCUUACAGUCAACAGUGUUUCUGGGGCUUUGAAGGGUGUCCGUACUGAAUAAUAACACGUAAUAUACAGUAUUGCUUAAAUCACAUGAGCAAUAAUAUGAAGUUUAAGUUCAAGCAAAAAACAAAGAUUACAUGUUGGAAAUAUGUUAAAAACACGGAUAUCUACCUAACAAACUUUAUCACAGAUAAACAACAACAAAGUAGUCACAUCAGUAGAGACGAUGUAGAUGCAAAGAUAUUAUCUAUGGUUUUUAUGCGUAAAAUGUGGUGUGUUUUGAUGUAAGAGUGCACACAUUUAAGCCGGUUUUCACUUAUUCCAAGAUGAGACUAAGUUCGUGGUGCUGUCAGUGUUCGAUGCCGGCGCCUGGGAGAGCAGAGGAGAAGGAUGUGUAUCAUGAUACCAAUCAAUAGUCAUCAAUCAAUAGUCAUCAAUCCAUAGUCAUCAAUCAAUAGUCAUCGUGGUAUUUUACAUCAGAGUAAGCCCAGUUGCGGCACACUUACAUGUUUCUUUAGAUGUUUCUUUAGAUGUUUCAGCAGCGCUUCACGGGUCUGUCAAAGUUGGAAUAAAACAUUAUUAUUGGUGAAAUAAUAAUAAUGAUAAUGA